UGUAAUUAUAAGGUCAGACAAAAUUCAUCAAUUCCUUUCAUUUUCGCCGGCGACACACACCGGUGAAAUGUCAUUGGAUCUGUCUCGUCUUUCCCUUCCAUGUUCGCCUCGUCUCUCUUUUUCCACUCACGCUGCUUCGAGGAAAGGAUACGUUAAUUGCUCGAUGAAGUCCUACAGAUUAUCUCAACUUAGUUUUUCCCAAGUUGAAAACUUAAAGGCACGCCCUCGCAUUGACUUCUCAUCUAUCUUCACCACUGUUAACCCAAUCAUUGACGCGGUUCGUAGCAAAGGAGAUGUUGCUGUCAAAGAAUACACUGAAAAAUUUGACAAAGUUCAACUGAAUAAAGUGGUGGAACAUGUGUCCGAGCUUUCUAUUCCUGAGCUUGACCCCGCGGUAAAAGAAGCGUUUGAUGUUGCAUAUGACAACAUAUAUGCAUUUCACCUGGCCCAAAAGUCAACUGAGAAAACCGUUGAGAACAUGAAAGGUGUCAGAUGUAAAAGAGUGUCAAGAUCUAUUGGGUCUGUAGGUCUUUAUGUUCCUGGUGGAACAGCUGUUUUGCCAUCCACCGCUUUGAUGCUUGCAAUUCCUGCUCAAAUUGCUGGAUGUAAAACAGUUGUCCUCGCAACUCCACCAGAUAAAGAAGGAAGCAUAUGUAAGGAGGUGCUAUAUUGUGCUAAGAGGGCUGGUGUAACUCACAUACUUAAAGCUGGUGGAGCGCAGGCUAUAGCUGCCAUGGCCUGGGGGACAGAUUCUUGUCCUAAGGUUGAGAAGAUUUUUGGUCCUGGGAAUCAGUAUGUUACAGCUGCUAAGAUGAUUCUUCAAAACAGCGAGGCAAUGGUUUCGAUUGAUAUGCCUGCUGGCCCUUCAGAAGUUCUAGUAAUCGCUGAUGAACAUGCUAGUCCAGUUUACAUUGCAGCAGACUUGCUUUCUCAGGCUGAGCAUGGUCCAGAUAGUCAAGUUGUUCUUGUUGUUGUAGGCGAUGGUGUAAAUCUCAAAGCCAUCGAAGAAGAAAUUGCCAAGCAGUGCAAAAGCCUACCUAGAGGAGAGUUUGCUUCAAAAGCUCUAAGUCACAGUUUCACAGUUUUUGCUCGAGAUAUGAUUGAGGCAAUAAAUUUCUCAAAUCUGUAUGCACCCGAACAUUUGAUCAUCAAUGUCAAAGACGCUGAGAAAUGGGAGGGACUGAUCGAGAACGCAGGUUCGGUUUUCAUGGGGCCGUGGACUCCAGAGAGUGUUGGAGAUUACGCAAGCGGGACUAACCACGUUCUUCCAACAUACGGAUAUGCGAGAAUGUACAGUGGUGUUUCUCUCGACUCUUUCUUGAAAUUCAUGACUGUACAAUCCUUGACAGAGGAAGGUCUGCGAAACCUCGGUCCAUAUGUGGCGACUAUGGCUGAAAUCGAAGGUCUAGAUGCACACAAGAGAGCCGUCACUCUCAGGCUCAAGGACAUCGAAGCCAAACAGCUUUCCCAAACAAAUUAAUUUAAGAGCAGUUUCAGAUUCAAUGGAGGCAAAGAUUGUUAUGAGUUUUUGACAUGGGAAAAACAAAUUUGGUUUCUUUUGAUUGUUUGAUUAGAUAAUAACAAUAAUAUAAUAGAUGUUGUUACACUCAUUGUCAUUUUCAUCAUUGAAAUCCGAAACCUUUCACAUUUAA
Eutrema salsugineum is the source of this 1652-nucleotide messenger RNA. RefSeq names its product histidinol dehydrogenase, chloroplastic. Gene Ontology annotation, cellular component: cytoplasm; chloroplast stroma. The transcript is spliced from 13 exons. Gene Ontology annotation, molecular function: metal ion binding; NAD binding; histidinol dehydrogenase activity. Gene Ontology annotation, biological process: L-histidine biosynthetic process. The coding region runs from base 68 to 1480 and encodes 470 amino acids. The record is from RefSeq and is a predicted model, not a curated record. NCBI's taxonomy places the organism in Eukaryota, Viridiplantae, Streptophyta, Magnoliopsida, Brassicales, Brassicaceae.